AUGCUCCAAUUUUUUCUGAUUACACUAUGCAUUUUUGUAAUCCCGCAAGUCCAAUGUUUUCAAAAUAAACAAAUCACUGCCUCGGGCAGUAUUCAAUGCCAAGGAAAACCGGCGGCGGGUGUGGUAAGUCGGAAAAUUGAGUAAAAAGUUUUUUGGAGAGUUGCACUGUGAAAUGCAAAAAUUGCACUGUGCGGAGGAAAGAAAAAUUUUUCCACCGUGCGAAGUGGAAACAUAAAAUUUGAUGCACCGUGCAAAAAUUUGUCGUUGAAUUCGACUGCGCAAUUUUGGGAAAAGCAAAUUGCACGGUGCAAUUGACAAUUGCGACGCGCACUUGAAAUCGGCGACGCGCACUGUGCGAAAACAAAAGCUUUCUUUGCACUGUGCAAUUUCUUGCUUUUUGCACUGUGCAAGAGGCUUUUUUGGGCUGUCGCUCGCACCCUGACGUUUUUCGCACUGUGCAAACGGCAAAGGUCAGUCAGUCUGGCGACGCGCACUGUGCGAAAACAAACGUUUUCUUUGCACUGUGCAAUUUCUUGCUUUUUGCACUGCAAGAGGCUUUUUUGGGAUGUCGCUCGCACCCUGACUUUUUUCGCACUGUGCAAACGGUAAAUGUCAGUCAGUCUGGCGACGCGCACUGUGCGAAAACAAAAGUUUUCUUUGCACUGUGCAAUUUCUUGCCUUUUGCACUGUGCAAGAGGCUUUUUUGGGCUGUCGCUCGCACCCUGACGUUUUUCGCACAGUGCAAACACCAAAAAUCGGUCCGGCGACUUUCCCGAAAGGCAAUUUUCAGCGACUGCACUGUGCAAUCUCUAACCUUGAAGGACUGCACAGUGCGCUUCUCAAAAAUGAGGACUGCACAGUGCAAAAAAGUAAAUGAACGGAAACCGAAUGUAACCUCAAGUGCGGCACUCGGAUUUUCUUUAAAUUUUGCAUACAUUUCGAGGAUAGACCACAUAUCAAUCGCUGAAAGUUUUAGCUCGCGCUUUGCAGGGAGAGCCGAGAUAUUCAACGAUCUUUGCGACUGAAAGAGUACGCGGAAUGCGGAGAGCGGUCAGAGAAAACAUCUUUUUGGCCGUAUCUUUGCCAGUUUCGUGCCGAAAAAUCAUGCUUUUUUGAACGAAACUGGCAAAGAUACAGUAAAAAAGUGUUUUUUCUCUGAUCGCUCUCCGCAUUCCGCGUACUCUCUCGGCGACAAAGAUUGUUGAAUAUCUCGGCUCUACCUGCUAAUCGCGAGCUAAAACUUUCAGGAAUUAAUAUAUGGUCUAUCCUCAAAAUACAUGCAAAAUUUGAAGAAAAUCCGAGCGUCGCACUUGGCCUACUUUCCUUGAUAUUGUAGAAGGUAGAGCUGUUGGAACAAGACGCCUUUAAAGAUGACCAUCAGAUUCAAGGUCGCUCCGAUGAGGCUGGGCAUUUCAGUCUGAGCGCCAAAGACUGGGAUUGGACUGCACUCCGGCCCUUCGUUUUCGUGUAAGCCGAAAUUUGAAAGGUUUUCGUGGCGGGACACAAGAAUUUUUUUUUUUAAUUUUCAGAUACCAUAAAUGCAAUGCGGACGGGGCAUGUGUGAGGACUAGACUGACCAUGAAUAAGUCGCAAGAGGAUGUCAUUUCCCAGGAUUUCGGGGCCAUUGAGUUGAGCAUUCCCAAAUUUCCGACCAACAGCAGCGAAAGUUGUGAUUGA
Molecule: messenger RNA, 1677 nt
Organism: Bursaphelenchus xylophilus (pine wood nematode)
Lineage: Eukaryota; Metazoa; Nematoda; Chromadorea; Rhabditida; Aphelenchoididae
Source: the annotation of a GenBank genome assembly